UGUUUACAACGCUCUAUACAAGAAUCAUGGCCACGAUUUUGUGCAGGACUGCCAGAAUAUGACUUUCCGUCUUUGGAUCCAAUAUACAUAGAACGUCUUCCAAUUAAAGUUGAUUUAGCCAACAUACGUGGAGAAAUAAAUGUAUCAAAUAUGACUGGCAUCGGAAUAUCGACGAUUCGUUUUCCUGCCGUGAGACCGCAUUUUCAUGAUAACGUUUUCCAUUUGGAAAUUGACGCAGUAUUACCACUGUUAUUCGCAGAAGCUAACAUGGAAGUAAAUGGUACUAUUAGUGUAUUCAAAAUCCUUGGCAAAGGUAAGAUACAAUAAAUUCUACGUAUCUUG
Messenger RNA from Wasmannia auropunctata (little fire ant), 342 nucleotides. RefSeq lists its product as uncharacterized. The annotation marks the transcript as partial. The transcript has 2 exons. The record is from RefSeq and is a predicted model, not a curated record. Lineage: Eukaryota; Metazoa; Arthropoda; Insecta; Hymenoptera; Formicidae.